CUAUUCAUCUGUUUUUAUAAGGUCACUUUCUGCAGCAACUGUGAUUUGUUGUGUGUUGGCCGCCUCAAUUACGCGAAUUAUCAUUUACUAUCAUUUAUUGUUAACUUAGCGAUUAAAUAUUCUUUGUUUUUGAUGGCCCUCAAUCUGAUUCGUUCGAGCUUGCUGGCCGGCAAAGCUAGUGUCGGGGUUCGAUAUUCUCAUCACGCGGCCCAUAAGUUUAGUAAUGCAUUGAAAAGUGGUGGCCAAACAAAUGUCACCGAACUGAGCAACGGAAUUCGUGUGGCUACCGAACAGACUAAUUCCCCAUCGGCAACCGUUGGUGUAUGGAUUGAUUCGGGCUGUUCGAGCGAACCCAAAGAGUUGAAUGGUAUUACUCAUUUCAUCGAACAUCUUCUGUAUCGAGGAUCGAAAAAUCGUGCCAAGAAACAACUCGAAAAAGAUAUGCAUGGUUUGGGCGCCAUCCUCAAUUCCCACACACAACGAGAUUCAUCGGGUUUUUAUAUGACUUUGGCACCCAAAGAUAUGGCCAAAGCGGUCGAAAUUCUUGCCGAUCUGAUUCAGAAUCCGAUCCUGAAUGCGGAUGAAAUCGAAUCGACUCGAAAAUAUAUUCUCAACGAACUGAAUGAAUUGGAAAGUAAUUAUGAACAGGUCACCAUGGAUCAUUUGCAUUCGGUGGCCUAUCAGCAGACACCGUUGGCACAAUCGAAAUAUGGUCCCACUGCAAACAUCGAACGAUUCACCAAAGCCGAUAUUGAACGCGGUUUGGAUCUCGUAUUCAAAGGGCCACAAAUGAUUGUUGCUGCCAGUGGCCCAAUCAAUCAUGAUGAAAUUUGCAAAGACAGCGAGAAGCAUAUGAAGAAUGUGACAAACAUUUUCGAGAAAAAUAUGAUUCCAGGUUUGACGGCUAAUCGUUAUACCGGUAGUGACAUUCGUGUUCGUGAUGAUUCGAUGCCAUGUGCCCAUGUCGCCAUUGCCGUGCAAGGACCUGGUUAUUCGGAUCCGGAUUUUAUUGCCAUGGAUGUUGCAGCAUCUCUGAUGGGUCGAUGGGAUCUGACGCAUGGUGGUGGCAUGAAUGUGUCCUGUUAUAUGGGCAUGGUUUCCAACAUGGAUCAUUUGGCGCAAUCAUUUCAAUCGUUCAAUCUGAAAUACAAGGAUACGGCACUUUGGGGAAGUUACUUUGUUGGCGAGCGAAUGCAAUUGGAAGAGUUCAUCUGGCAUCUGCAGACACAAUGGAAACGAUUGUGUAUCGAAGUGGCCAACAAUGAAAUCCGGAUGGGCAAAAAUACCCUGAUGACCAAUUUGAUUUGUGAACGUGAAGGUUCGGCUAGCAAUGCCAACAGCAUUGCUACCGAUAUAAUGCGAUUUGGUCGUCGAAUCACAUUGGAAGAAUGGGCCGAACGAAUCAAUCGAGUCAAUUCGGCCAAGAUCCAUAGUUUGGGAGAGAAUUUCAUCUGGGAUCGUUGUCCAGUGGUGGCAGCCGUUGGACCAGUGGAAAAUCUUCCGCUCUAUGAAGAACUAAGAAUGAAAAUGUCCUGGAUUAAAUAUUAGAUUAUAAUUAUAAUGAUGAUGAAAUAAAUAUUUGUAAAUUAUUUUA
Molecule: messenger RNA, 1594 nt
Organism: Dermatophagoides pteronyssinus (European house dust mite)
Lineage: Eukaryota; Metazoa; Arthropoda; Arachnida; Sarcoptiformes; Pyroglyphidae
Product: cytochrome b-c1 complex subunit 1, mitochondrial-like
Cellular component (GO): mitochondrion
Molecular function (GO): metal ion binding; metalloendopeptidase activity
Source: RefSeq, a predicted model, not a curated record